AGUAUAAACUAUAUGUAACAAAAUGGUAUAUACUAUAUACCCUUAAACCAUUUGAAAACAAUCCAAAAAUCCACUUCAACUUGCCCACACAUCUUUCAAUUGAAGAUAAAACAUUCAUUUCCUACCCUCACUCAACGGCCAAGAUCACUCCAUCAAAUCAAUCCAACGGUCUCCCUCUCCCCAUUUCAUCUCAACCACCCCUCUCCAAUCUCCCUAUUCUCACAAACUUAAUAAAAUUAUAAAACCCCAUUUAACCACCACCACACCCCCACUCUCACUCCCCCACUCUCUCUCAUCACCUUUCUCUCUCUAACCAAGAGCCAUGGCUUCUCUCACUCUCUCCCAUGCCGCCCUCGUCCCCCGCCAUGGCUCUUCCACCCCCACCCCCACCGUCUCAAUCCCAGCCUUCACCGGACUCAAAUCCACCUCCGCACGCUCCUCCACGCGCGGACAAGUCUCCGCCACGCGCCGUCAGGUUGCACCCACGCGCCGCCGCGUGAUCGUCAACGCGGCUGUGGAGACGUUGCAGAAGACGGAUACUGCUUUGGUGGAGAAGUCGAUUAAUACUAUUAGGUUUUUGGCGAUUGAUGCGGUUGAAAAGGCGAAUUCGGGUCAUCCGGGUUUGCCCAUGGGUUGUGCGCCCAUGGGUCAUAUAUUGUAUGAUGAGAUUAUGAGGUAUAACCCGAAGAACCCGUAUUGGUUUAACAGAGAUCGGUUUGUUCUUUCUGCUGGUCAUGGAUGUAUGCUUCAGUAUGCUCUGCUUCAUCUUGCUGGAUAUGAUGCUGUUAAAGAAGAAGACUUGAAGCAAUUCCGUCAAUGGGGAAGCAAAACUCCGGGCCAUCCUGAGAACUUUGAAACUCCUGGUGUUGAAGUCACCACUGGUCCUCUUGGUCAAGGUAUUGCCAACGCUGUUGGUCUUGCUCUUGCCGAGAAGCAUUUGGCUGCUCGUUACAACAAACCUGAUGCCGAGAUUGUCGACCACUACACAUACUGUAUUCUUGGAGAUGGUUGCCAAAUGGAAGGAAUUGCAAACGAAGCAUGUUCGCUUGCCGGCCAUUGGGGACUCGGAAAGUUGAUUGCUUUCUAUGACGACAACCACAUCUCCAUUGACGGUGACACCGAGAUCGCCUUCACCGAGAGCGUUGACAAACGUUUUGAAGCUCUUGGGUGGCAUGUCAUUUGGGUGAAGAACGGUAACACUGGUUACGAUGAGAUCCGUGCUGCCAUUCAAGAAGCCAAGGCCGUGACUGAUAAGCCCACUAUGAUCAAGGUUACAACAACAAUCGGUUUCGGGUCACCGAACAAGGCGAACUCAUACAGUGUCCAUGGAGCCGCGUUGGGUGCGAAAGAAGUAGACGCAACCCGACAAAACCUCGGAUGGCCUUACGAGCCAUUCCACGUACCCGAUGAAGUUAAAAAGCACUGGAGCCGCCAUACCCCUGACGGUGCCGCUCUUGAAGCCGAAUGGAAUGCUAAAUUUGCAGCUUACGAGAGCAAGUAUCCCGAAGAAGCCGCUGAAUUGAAAUCUAUUGUUACCGGUGUAUUGCCUGCCGGAUGGGAGAAGGCUCUUCCGACAUACACACCAGAAACACCCGGUGAUGCUACAAGAAACCUUUCACAAACAAUGCUUAACGCAUUGGCACCGGUUCUACCCGGUCUCAUCGGUGGAAGUGCAGAUCUUGCAUCUUCAAACAUGACAUUAAUGAAAAUGUUCGGUGAUUUCCAAAAAGCCACACCUGAAGAACGCAACGUUCGUUUCGGUGUCCGGGAACACGGUAUGGGAGCUAUUUGUAACGGUAUCGCUCUUCACAGCCCCGGUUUCGUUCCUUAUUGUGCUACGUUCUUUGUCUUCACCGAUUACAUGAGAGGUGCGAUGAGAAUCUCGGCUUUGUCAGAAGCAGGAGUCAUUUACGUAAUGACCCAUGACUCCAUUGGUCUAGGAGAAGACGGGCCGACCCAUCAGCCCAUUGAACAUCUAGCCAGUUUCCGGGCCAUGCCCAACAUCUUGAUGUUCCGACCAGCUGACGGUAACGAAACAGCCGGAGCUUACAAGGUUGCAGUCGAAAGCCGAAAACGACCAUCGGUUCUUGCUCUUUCUAGGCAAAAGCUACCCAACCUACCUGGAACUUCAAUCGAAGGAACCACGAAAGGUGGGUACACGAUAACCGACAACUCAACAGGCAACAAGCCCGAUGUUAUCUUGAUCGGAACCGGUUCUGAGCUCGAAAUCGCGGUUAAAGCCGCCGAUGAACUCAGAAAAGAAGGGAAAACGGUCCGGGUCGUGUCGUUUGUGUCAUGGGAGCUUUUCUAUGAACAAUCCGAUGAAUACAAGGAAAGCGUUCUCCCAUCGGGUGUGACCGCUCGUGUCAGCAUUGAGGCUGGAUCAACUUUCGGUUGGGAUAGAAUUGUUGGAAGCGCGGGAAAAGCUAUCGGGAUUGACAAAUGGGGGUCGAGUGCGCCAGCUGGAAAGAUCUACAAGGAAUAUGGUAUUACCGUUGAAGCUGUGAUUGCGGCUGCUAAACAAGUGUGUUAGGCUUGUAUCUUGAUUCGUAAUGGUUGAACGAACAAUAAGAAGUCGGUUUUUUAGUCUUUGAUGCAUUUCAGCGAACACCUUACUUGCGAAUCGAACGAAAAAUCAGAAGAGAGGAUUAGAAGUUGAAUGUUUGAUGCUCUUUCCUCCUUUAUUUGUACCAAAACUGAAACAUAAUUUUCAAAGUUUUGUGAUUUGUUUGGUUACUAGUGAGGUGUUCUUUUGAGUAAUGUACAAUUUUACAAGUUAUCAUAAGAUUAUUAUAUUAUCA
Messenger RNA from Helianthus annuus (common sunflower), 2801 nucleotides. RefSeq names its product transketolase, chloroplastic. Bases 323 to 2533 code for a protein of 736 amino acids. The transcript is spliced from 7 exons. Gene Ontology annotation, biological process: pentose-phosphate shunt. Gene Ontology annotation, molecular function: transketolase activity. Gene Ontology annotation, cellular component: cytosol. NCBI's taxonomy places the organism in Eukaryota, Viridiplantae, Streptophyta, Magnoliopsida, Asterales, Asteraceae. The record is from RefSeq and is a predicted model, not a curated record.